AUUUGAAACGAUGUGCAAAGGGUAAAAAUAACAUAAUGUCCGGCGAGUGAUAUGUUAAAAGGGCAAAGGUCAACGCAUUUUAAUACCAUAUGAUUGUUUUAUGGUCAAUAGCUCAGUUUAAUAGCAACAGAAAUAGACCAGACAACUACCUAAUGGCAUGUGUUUAAUCAAGAGGAAUUUAUUUGAAUCAACUCGUGAAGAAGAAAACAGCGCCAGACAAACAGCUGUGGAACCAAACCAGCCGCAUAAAUAUCCAUUGGACACACAAGACGAAAGUGUGAAUUUGCAAUUUAAAUGGUCGAAAUGUCGCGCCAAUAUAAAUCAAUAGAAUUGCCCAGGCUCAGACAUGACCAUUUCUCUGCUGGAAAUAAACAAUAGACUAAACAAAUUGCUUAAGUGGUAUCUAAAUACGCAUAUCGAUAUGAAUAAUGGAGCCAGCCUUGCGUCGCAGCUGUGCAACAAUUUUUCUUUUGUCUAUAUUUGAAAAAGCAAAAUAGCUGAAAAAAGCCUCAUCUACAUUAAAGACGAACCGAGUCCAGCCCCAGGAACUCGAAAAACUCUUUUACACUGCAGAGCAAAUUUAACACAUGCGACUGAGACCAAUUCGUAUUAAAAUACAAUGUUCCAGCACUAAAGAGCGUUACUUAAUUAAAAAGCUGCGCUGUAUAUCGUUUCAUGGAUAAAUAAAAAUGUAGGCAACACAAUACUUACUUCAAGCUUUCAAUAUGAGAGCAUAUCUAAAUUAUUUGAUGUGCUUACUAGUUCUACACAGAGCAGAUUCUUAUGGGAUAUUGGAGGAUGUUGCCAUGUCCGUGGCGAGCUUAGACAGCUUAAUACAUGCCCAAAGCCUAUUUAUAGGAGAGCUCUACGACUAUACCGUGGAUUUGCAGUCAACCAUUUACACAAUGGAGAGAUGCUUGUUGGAAAUGAGCGCAAAGAUCCAACAGUGGAGGGCUGAUCCCGAGGCAUAUCUAGCCAAUCCCUUGAACAGUUUUGCGCUGGUACGGCGCCUCCAUGAGGAUUGGAGUUACAUUGAGGCGUAUAUGCAACAGCCAGUAGGUUCGGAGUAUGCUGACAAUGUGUAUGGGCUAUUUGAGGACUAUGCGCCCACAGCCACAGACCUGGAGGAUGCCAUGAAGGCCAUGAUACGAAUACAAGACUGCUAUGACCUGGAGGCGGCGCAGCUGGCCAAUGGGCUGAUUGAUGGCAAGCAAUACGAUGCACAGCUAAAUGCUCUUGACUGCUUUGCUUUGGCCGAGUUUUGCAAGGAGACGCCACUUUUAAGCAAUGCUGUGGCCUGGCACAAGGAAGCUCUUGAUAGGUAUAACUAUAGUCAAGAUAACGAUCUAUAUGAUUCAGUUUAUCAACUAACAGUGAAUGAUUUUUAUGGAAAAUAUGCCAACAAGCUUGCCGAAUACAAUAAUAAUAAGGAGGCUUUGAAUGUGCUCAACAAAGCCGCUGAUUUACAUAAUGUACUCUGGCUACAACGAAAAUUGCUGGAAGAUUCCGUUCAUCAUCUUAGCACAGGCUAUAAGUUUGAGAAAGAUCCCCUGAAUUCCAUGCAAAUCGGUUGCCGUGGCCAGUUUCCAAAUGUAACGCAAAUGUAUUGUUACUAUCAAAAUUCCAAGGAACCUUUCCUAAUAUUGGCACCGCUCAAAGUGGAAUUACUGAACACUGAACCUUACGUGGCGCUAUAUCACGAUGUCAUCUAUGAAAAUGAAAUUAAAAAACUGUUGAGCAUAGAUCUUGCCAGCAUGAGACACGAUCGAACUGCAGAUCAUAAAAACUCGGUUAAGUACACAACCGUGACAAGGGAACUGAAUGAUGUGCUCAAUCAUCGUGUUAUGGAUAUGACUGCCAUGAACGUGGCUUCCGAAAAGGACUUUCUGCUAAUCAACUAUGGCAUAGGUGGCCACAUAAGAGCACUCUCCGAGCAGCAGCCGCAACUGGGCAAUGUCAAGGCCUCCAUUAUAUUUUUCCUGAGUGAAGUGCCGCAAGGUGGUGACACUAUUUUGCCAGAACUGGAAAUUGCCAUCAAGUCAAAAAAAGGUGCUGCAUUAGUGACGCAUCAUUUGGACAAGCAGCUAAAAAUUGAUCUGAGCUCGGAUCAUUUGUCGUGCCCCGUCUUGGUGGGCUCCAUGUGGACUAUUAGUUUCUCAAUCUUGGUUUAUGGCACGCUUGCCAAUGGCCCGAAAAAUUACUCGACAGAGCUAUAUAGCAGCUCCAUUGUGGGUCUGUUAAAGCUGUUAGACAUUGAGGAUGAGUUUGUGGCUAAUCUGCAGGAAUAUGCAGAGGCCCUGGAGGAAAGCUUUUUAAAGACGCUAAAUCGUAAUGCUCUUCAGAGCACAAAAGAACAAGAAGAAUAUGUCUCAAAUCCGCUGAACGCAUUCGGACUUAUUCGUCGCAUACGUCAAGACUGGCGCGCAUUACAGGUCUUGAUGGAGGCCAAGGCAGGUGCAGCACAGCUGGCGGCUAUGACAGAGCUUUUGACCAAAGCGCCAACUGAGCAUGAUAUGGAAGAGUCGCUGGUGGGCAUAAAUCGCAUCGAGCUGACCUAUGACCUCAGUGCAAUUGACAUAGCAGAAGGACGCCUGCAGGGCAUACAAUUCAACCAUACGUUUUCCAUACGUGACUGUUUGGCCAUAGCUAAUCACAAUUAUGCCAACAAGAACUACGGCCGGGCUUUGAUCUGGUACCAUAUUGCAUUGAGGCGCGAUAACGAGCCGAAUUUUUUGGCCUACAAUAAAGUCUUGGGCAGGCCCCUAAUCGGUAUCCGUCGCAGAUUUGCCAGAGCGCGUCUAUUGCAAGGUAUGCCGUUUGUUGAGCCCACACUGAAUGAAACAGAAAUGCUGGAAAAAGUAAAUGGAAUAAUGAAGGCAACCAACUCAAGUCAAUUGGAUAACUUCGUAAAUGAACUUUUGGAGCAUGAAGACAUGGACAUUUUGGGGGUAAACCUACUAAAACCGAAGCCGACAGCCCAUUAUUUGGGCUGUCGUGGCCUUUUUCCCAAGCCCAAAAGUCUGAGUUGUCGCUACAACUCGACAACGACACCGUUCCUGCGACUAGCGCCACUCAAAUUGGAGGAGAUCAGCCACGAUCCAUAUAUAGUCAUGUAUCAUAAUGUGCUCUCCGAUAGCGAGAUCGAGGAGAUGAAGCAGCUAAGUGUGCUCAUGGAAAAUGGCCUAUCGGCUACCAAUAAGCCGAAUAAUACAGAGCCGCUCGACAUCGUAGCACGUGCUGGCUGGCUGGUGGAGGCGACACCGUUUCUGGAGCGCAUCAAUCGACGCAUCACAGACAUGACGGGCUUCGAUGUGCUAGAUAUGUGGGCAGUACUGUUGGCUAACUACGGCAUAGGCAACUACUUCAAGCCCCACUACGACUACAUGUACGGUGGGCGUGUGUCUGGUGAGGCCGUUGCCGAGCUGGGCGAACGUAUAGCCACUCUGAUAUUCUAUGCGAGCGAUGUCGCCCAAGGUGGGGCCACCAAUUUUCCCGACAUUCAAGUUGCAGUUCAGCCCCAAAAGGGCAACAGCCUGUUUUGGUAUAAUAUGUUUGAUGACGGCACACCCGAUCCACGUUCACUGCAUUCGAAACAAAAACCACGCUCGAAUAGUAGUAUCCGGCCAGAAAUGACGUGGUUUUCAACUUUGUUUUACACUUUUCUCAUAAUACGUGCUGCUUUUUGCACAGCAGAAAUGGAAAAUGAAAUGUUUCUAUACAGCACAUCUGUUGGGAGCAUGUCGAAGCUGGUGCAGCUGGAAAAUAAGCUGAUGAGUAGUUUGCAAGUUAUUGCCAAGGACAUGCAGCAAAAGCUAAAUAUGAUAAGGCUCUACCAGCAAUUGUUGAAGCGUUCAACCGAGGACAGCUCCGUGGGGCAAGAGGAAUAUGUGGCAAAUCCACUAAACGCGUUCGCACUGCUUCGAAGAUUGCAGCAGGAUUGGCCCAAAUGGCUGACAUACCUGAAGACUCAGCCCGAAAUAGUAGAGAUGCAGCAGCAGCUGCAGAAGGCGCCAAACGAGAAAGAUUUGCAGACAGCUAUUAAAGGCUUGCUACGCAUUGAGAGAAUCUAUGACCUGGAGGCAUCGCACAUGGCCAAGGGCCUGUUACUUGGCAACCAAUACGACUCAUUUCUGACUGCGCCCGACUGCGUAGCCUUGGCGGACAAUCUGUUUAAUCGCACGGAGUAUUCGAGAUCAACGCACUGGUACCGCACUGCAAUACGUCUGUACAAAAAGCCGCAUGGAAAACUGUUCGGCCGUGUGCUGGGCUUAAAGCGCAAGGUACUCAACAGAAAGUAUGCGCAGGCAAUUGUCUACGAGCCGGAUGUCUCACAGGAGCCGCAAGUGUCCGGUGUAGAGCCCGAAUGGAAGGAUAAUGUAGAUAAUGUCAUCAGGCAACUUGUCAGUCAGUCCAGUAGCGACAAAAUCCAAUAUAUGGUCAAUAAGUAUCUGGAAGUGAACGAGCAAAUUUUCAUUGAUCAGCGAGCUAAACACAAGGCAAAGCCCAAUGCGGUGGAGAAGGGCUGUCGUGGACUGUGGCCAAAGCGGCAGACCCUUCCAUUGACCUGUCGGUACGUUCAGCAGCACUCGGCCUAUCUCAGGCUGGCACCUCUGAAGAUGGAGAUCCUGAGUUUGCAGCCCCUAAUACAGCUAUAUCACGAUGUACUGCACGACUCCGAAAUCGAAGCUGUCAAAAAUGUGACAAAUCAUCGGGCAAUGGCUGAGAAUCUGGCCAGCACAGUAAAGUUGAUCACAUUGAGGGAUGCGCCACAUACACAAAACAUGCAUCGUAGAAUUACGGAUAUGUCUGGCCUGGAUAUGGCACAGAAUAAUACGCUGCAUUUGCUCAACUUUGGCCUGGGCGGUUAUCUGGGCAAACAGUUAAAGUUGCAAGGCAAUCGCAUAGCUACAGUCAUUUUCUACGCUAGCGAUGUUCAGCUCGGUGGCGCCACCAUAUUUCCAAGGCUGCAGCUCGUGGUGAAGCCAAAACGCGGCUCAGCCUUGUUGUGGUACAAUUUGAAUGCUGCUGGCAAACCGGAUCCGCUGACAAGGCAUGCCGUCUGUCCUGUAGUCGUGGGCUCCAGAUGGGCUAUAUCGAAGUGUAUAGAAGAUCAACAGCAGCUGCCCAAGAAGCUGUGCCUGGCCUGAAUAAUAUCGAGUUUUCGCUUAUAAGAUAAAAUGUUAAUAAACAGCUCAAUGCCAACAAAAGUGGAA
Molecule: messenger RNA, 5213 nt
Organism: Drosophila virilis
Lineage: Eukaryota; Metazoa; Arthropoda; Insecta; Diptera; Drosophilidae
Source: RefSeq, a predicted model, not a curated record